CAUCCACAACCUGCAGCAGAUCAAUCUCAAGAACAUCAGUUCAAGGUGCAAUGGACAAUAGUAUUCCUUUAUCGGUAAUUCGAUACCGAGAAUGUCUGAAGAAUCACGCAGCAAGUACUGGAGGCUACGUUCUAGACGGCUGCGGCGAGUUCAUGCCAAAUGGAGAAGAUGGAACGCCUGAGGCCUCUAAGUGUGCAGCAUGUGAAUGCCAUCGGAACUUUCACCGAAAAGAGAUGAGAGACGAGCCGCUCUCACAGCAAGCUUUACUCGGUGCUUUCUUCAUCUCCAACUCGGUCAGAAACAAUGGCCAUCGCAGUGAUGGGACGCCAGUUCCACUCUCUCGUCACCAUCAUUUACCGGCAGUUCCAAUUUCUUCGAUGAUGAUGGCAUUUGGAGGAGGAAGCAAUGGAGCUCCGGAUGAGUCUUCCAGUGAGGGCCUGAAUAUGUAUUAUCCGUCUGAUAAUGGAGCCCGGGAGCUGUUCUGUCAGCAGACACAACUGAUGAAGAAACGAUUCAGGACAAAGUUCACACAGGAACAGAAGGAGAAGAUGGUAGAAUUUGCUGAAAGGUUGGGGUGGAAGAUUCAGAAACAUGAUGAACUAGAAAUGCAGCAGUUCUGCGAUGAGGUGGGCGUAAGGAGGCAAGUUUUCAAGGUUUGGAUGCACAACAAAAAACAAGCCAUGAAGAAGAAACACAUGUAAGAACGUACUACUUGUUUUACUACAAACCCAUUUCGUGAAAUAAUGCAUCCAUGGUUGCGCACAGUCCUAAUUAGGCUUUGAAAGAGUGAAGAGAGUUAAUAUUAGGUUCUUGAAUGAAUAUAUCUCAAUACCAAUUUGUCAUGUUACUUCUA
This is a messenger RNA of Cucurbita moschata (crookneck pumpkin), 853 nucleotides long. Its product is annotated as zinc-finger homeodomain protein 5-like. Gene Ontology annotation, cellular component: nucleus. Gene Ontology annotation, molecular function: transcription cis-regulatory region binding; DNA-binding transcription factor activity. Bases 51 to 701 code for a protein of 216 amino acids. The record is from RefSeq and is a predicted model, not a curated record. The transcript has a single exon. Gene Ontology annotation, biological process: regulation of DNA-templated transcription; regulation of developmental process. NCBI's taxonomy places the organism in Eukaryota, Viridiplantae, Streptophyta, Magnoliopsida, Cucurbitales, Cucurbitaceae.